AUGGAUAUUAGAAAUUUCUUUAAAAAACGAGAGGACGUGUUACAGGAGUUACCCGACGAAUCUCCUUCAAAAACUACUGUCGAAACAGUAACUCCUACGACCGCAAAUACUGCACAAAACACAACAAACAUAGAAGUUCCUCAAGAUUUGCCUAAACGUGGGGAACCUAUAAAACAAACAAAACUUGUGAAUUACCCCAAGACAAAUUUUCGUUGUUUUCGAUCUGAAUGGUAUAGUCGAUUUAGCUGGUUGUUAUAUUCAGAGGAACGCGAUGCAGCGUACUGUUACGCCUGUAUGCAAUUUCAGCCACAUGGUACUAAAGAAGUUGCAUUUACAAGUAGUGGGUUUAAAAAUUGGAAAAACGCUCUUGAUGUUAGAGGAUUUUCUCGGCAUGAAAAAUCUGAGACUCAUAUUCGCGCUAUGGCACUGUGGACAGAAAGAAAUCAAAGAAUAAAUUCCUGCACGUCAGUAUCAACACUUGUCAGCUCUGGAGUUUUAGAAAAGCAUCGAUACUAUAUGAAAUCAAUAAUAGAGGUUAUACAAUUCUUAGUUGUAAACGAAUUGGCCUUAAGAGGAAAUUACAAUUUAGAGGAGCAUACGGAAAGGGGUUUGUUCAAUAAAUUAUUUGAGUAUACUCUACGGAAGGAUAAAUUUUUGGCCGAAUGCCAAAUACAUAUUCCCCGAAACGCCAUUUAUACAUCACCAGAAAUACAAAACGAAAUAAUUGAAGUAAUGGCAGAAAUGGUUAGAAGCAAUAUUACAAAUUCUAUUAAUAACGCGGAUGUUAAGUGGUUUACAUUACUAGAAGAUGGAACCAAAGAUAGGAAUAAUCGUGAAAAUGUAGCAAUUGGCAUUAGGUAUGUAAAAGAUGGAAAGGUAAGGGAAUCGCUUCUCCAAAUAAUCACCAAAAAAAAAUUGGAUGCGAACACUUUUACUGCAGAAACGUUAGAAGUCUUACAAAAAAAUAAUAUUGAUACAAAGCACUUGCUCAGUCAGUGCUAUGAUGGAGCCAGUGUUAUGAGUGGCAGAGUAGGAGGAGUUGCGGCAAAAAUUCAGAACAAACUUCAAAGAACUGUUCCGUAUGUCCACUGCUUCAAUCACCGACUACACUUAGUUGUAGUAAAAACAGUUUCAGAAAUCACAAUGCUCAACCACUUUUUUGAUCAGUGCAUUUUACUCCACGAAUUUUUUCAUCAUGCAAAAGUGGCAGAAAUAUAUGAAGGAAGAACGAUCGGUCGUUUGUUAGAACAGCGCUGGUCGGGACAUUUAACAGCAGCACAAGUCAUUCUAUCAAAUUAUAAAGAAAUUUUGAAAACUCUGCAAGUAAUUCAGAAAGGGAAUUUUAAUGGAUUUGAUGUUGCUAAAAGUACUGGCUUGCAAGUAGUUAUUGAAAAAAUAGAAUUUCGUUUCGCAUUGCUACUAGCCAACAAAAUAUUAUCACUUCUACAGGCAGCAGAUGCGGCUUUACAAACUCGAACCAUUGGACUAACAGCAGCUUUAUCCAUUAUCAAGUCCACUGUUACGGAAAUACGUUUGUUAAGAACAGAGAAAAAUUAUUGUUCCUUAUUAGCAGACGCUAAACAACUUCUGCCAGAUGCGAAUACAGAAAACGAAAACCCAUCAAUUUCGAUGAUUACAUUGUCACAGAACAACUACCUCAUUCAAGUUCAAGCACAAGCUCUGAUACUAAUCUUAGAAGUGGCUACUAUGAAGCAAUUGAUAUGGUAUUAUCAGAAAUGGAAAGACGCUUUGAAGAACACGAUGGACUAA
Molecule: messenger RNA, 1770 nt
Organism: Photinus pyralis (common eastern firefly)
Lineage: Eukaryota; Metazoa; Arthropoda; Insecta; Coleoptera; Lampyridae
Product: zinc finger protein 862-like
Exons: 1
Coding region: 1-1770 (589 amino acids)
Source: RefSeq, a predicted model, not a curated record